Jatropha curcas is the source of this 2416-nucleotide messenger RNA. RefSeq lists its product as uncharacterized. Lineage: Eukaryota; Viridiplantae; Streptophyta; Magnoliopsida; Malpighiales; Euphorbiaceae. Gene Ontology annotation, molecular function: NADPH binding; oxidoreductase activity, acting on NAD(P)H. The record is from RefSeq and is a predicted model, not a curated record.
UUUUCAUCUGCUCCUACCCCAGCUUUAGACACUUGAAAGUGGAAAGCGCUUCUCCUCUCCAUAGUCGAACGGUAGGAAAGAACUUGAAAAAUCGAGCAGAAAAAAAAUGAAAGCAGUGGCGAUAACUACACUAGGCGGGCCAGAGGUGCUACAAUUGCAAGAAGUAGAAGAUCCACAAAUCAAAGACGAUGAGGUAUUGAUCAAGGUGGAGGCCACCGCCCUUAACCGGGCCGAUACGCUCCAGAGGAUAGGCAAGCACCCACCUCCCAAAGGGGCCAGCCCCUACCCGGGUCUUGAAUGUUCCGGUACCGUCGAAGCCGUUGGAAAGCUUGUUUCUCCCUGGAAAGUAGGCGAUAAGGUGUGUGCUCUUCUUAGUGGAGGAGGGUAUGCAGAGAAAGUAGCAGUUCCAGCAGGUCAAGUCCUUCCUGUUCCGCCCGGCAUUUCCCUCAAGGAUGCUGCUGCUUUCCCCGAGGUGGCAUGCACUGUUUGGUCCACUGUUUUUAUGAUGAGCCGGCUGACUGUUGGGGAAACUUUUCUGAUUCAUGGUGGCUCUAGUGGGAUUGGUACUUUUGCCAUUCAGAUAGCUAAAUAUCAAGGGAUUAAAGUGUUUGUCACAGCAGGGAGCGAGGAAAAACUAGCUGUUUGUAAGGAACUUGGAGCUGAUGUGUGCAUCAAUUAUAAAACGGAGGACUUUGUUACACGGGUAAAGGAUGAAACGGGUGGGAAAGGUGUUGAUGUCAUUUUGGAUUGUCUUGGAGCAUCCUACUUCCAGAGAAACCUAGACAGCUUAAAUAUUGGCGGGAGGCUUUUUAUCAUUGGCUUUAUGGGUGGAGCUGUGACAGAAUUAAAUCUGACUACUUUGUUAGCAAAACGCCUCACUGUGCAAGCGGCUGGCUUGCGAGGUAGAAGUCCAGAAAACAAAGCAGAGAUUGUGAAUGAGGUUGAGAAGAAUGUCUGGCCUGCAAUUGCUGCAGGCAAGGUGAAGCCUGUGGUCUAUAAGCUGUUUCAAUUAUCCGAGGCUGCAGAGGGUCAUCGACUCCUGGAAAGUAGCCAGCAUAUUGGAAAGAUAUUGCUUCUUCCAGCCAUUUUAAUUGGAUUUUCGUCGUAUCUUGUUGUCUACACCCAUAUACUGUCGAAUGCGGUGAUGUCAACAGAAGAGCUAAGUGGCAAAGGAUUAGAGAGCCAGACGCCCCAAAACAACCAUCUAUCUCUGCAAUUACCAAAAAUGAAAGCAAUAGUGAUAACACCGGGCGCCCCUGAGGUGCUGCAAUUACAAGAAGUAGAAGACCCUGAUAUCAAAGAUAAUGAGGUAUUAAUCAAGGUAGAGGCCACCGCAGUUAACCGGGCUGAUACCAUCCAAAGGCAGGGUAUGUACCCACCUCCUAAAGGUGCUAGUCCCUACCCGGGUCUUGAAUGUUCUGAUACAAUUGAAGCCGUUGGGAAAUUUGUUUCCCGCUGGAAAGUGGGGGAUCAAGUGUGUGCUAUUCUGAGUGGAGGAGGCUACGCUGAGAAGGUGGCAGUUCCAGCCGGACAAGUACUUCCAGUUCCUUCAGGAAUUUCUGUUAAGGAAGCUGCUGCUUUUCCAGAGGUGGCAUGCACUGUUUGGUCAACUGUUUUUAUGAGCAAUCGACUUUCCGCUGGGGAAACAUUUCUGGUUCACGGAGGCUCCAGUGGAAUUGGUACAUUUGCAAUUCAGAUUGCUAAUGCCCGAGGGAGUAAGGUGUUUGUCACAGCAGGGAGUGAGGAGAAAUUGACUUUCUGUAAGGAACUUGGAGCUGACGUGUGCAUCAACUACAAAACAGAGGAUUUCGUUGCAAGGGUUAUGGAAGAAACAGGUGGAAAAGGUGUUGAUGUUCUUCUGGAUUGUAUGGGAGCAGGCUACUUUCAGCGAAACCUUGACAGCUUAGGUUUUGAUGGGAGACUUUUCAUUAUAGGCUUGAUGCGUGGAGCUGUAGCAGAGUUUAAUUUGCGUUCUUUGUUUGCAAAGCGUCUCACAGUUCAAGCUGCUAGCUUGCGAGCUAGAAGUCCAGAAAACAAAGCAGAAAUUGUGAGCGAGGUAGAGAAGAAUGUUUGGCCUGCAAUUGUUGCGGGGAAGGUGAAGCCUGUGAUCUACAAGCAGUUUCCUCUAUCUGAGGCAGCAGAGGCUCACAAGCUUAUUGAAAGUAGCCAACAUAUAGGGAAAAUCUUUCUUGUUCCAUGAUGAUUGAUUCUACAGAAAGUCACGGCUCAGCUAUUGCCAUCUGAUAUAUUACCCUUGUAGUUUUGGAAUAAAAUGAGCUAAUGGGGUCAUUGUGUAUGCAAUUCAGUAGAUUGAAGAACUGAAUGUUUCCUUUCGACAAUUGCACGUCUUAUCGAAGAGAAAUUGCACAAAAUUGAAGAUAAUGGAUCAAUUUAAAGUGACAUCCUUUCUUUUUAA